CGCAAUCAUGAAAGGCAGACACCAAUUCCGGCGCAGAUUCAGUCUGCAACCCUCGUUUAUGAAAGAGGACCACGAAGAAGAAAGGAGGCCUCAUAGCCACAGAGUCCUAAAAGCGGAAAGAACCGAAGAUACGGUAUCAAGCAGCGGCAACCUCGCAAACGCUAACGCAGUCCGACACAAGAUAGUGGUCCUCGGCGCCGCUAAAGUCGGCAAAUCUUCCCUCAUUUCUCAGUUCCUCUACAACACAUUCUCAACCAAAUACAAGAGAACUGUCGAAGAGAUGCAUCAUGGUGACUUCAGCGUAUCCGGAGUUAGACUCACCUUAGAUAUCCUUGACACUUCCGGAGCGUACGAAUUCCCGGCAAUGAGAGCGCUUUCAAUGCAAUCAGCUGAUGCCUUUAUACUAGUAUACGAUAUAACCGAUGCGGAUAGCUUCUCAGAGGUGAGGCAACUGAGGGAUCAGAUUCAUGAGACCAAGGAGAGCACGGCUGUGCCUAUUGUCGUCGUCGGGAAUAAAGUGGACUUGGCUGAAACUGGGGAGAGACAGGUGGAGUUCCACACGACAGAGUCUGUGGUGACAGUGGACUGGGAGAACGGGUUCGUAGAGGCAUCAGCUAAGGACAACAUCAACGUAUCGCAGAUAUUCAAGGAGCUCCUCGUACAGGCUAAGGUAAAAUACAACCUAUCACCCGCGCUGCGUCGCCGGCGGCGGCAGUCGCUGCCUACAGGGCCACAGGGCCCCUCCACCCCCUCCCACCAGUCGCACGUACCGUCGCCUGCGCAGCUCGCGCACCUACAGCAGAUCAGGGAACGACACAGCAGCAAACGCAACUCCUGUGUCAUCUCUUAGGCCGUUGUGUUGUAAGUUCGCGUUGAAGGUGAAUCUGAAGCGUGGUUUGUUCUUCUUUUGUUUAUUUGUGUAUAAUAACGGUGCUUUGUUUCUGUAUGUACCUAUGUAGAAACUGAAUAAAUGUUUUCUUGU
Molecule: messenger RNA, 982 nt
Organism: Pectinophora gossypiella (pink bollworm)
Lineage: Eukaryota; Metazoa; Arthropoda; Insecta; Lepidoptera; Gelechiidae
Product: ras-related protein Rap-1
Exons: 5
Coding region: 8-850 (280 amino acids)
Molecular function (GO): GTP binding; GTPase activity
Source: RefSeq, a predicted model, not a curated record